This is a messenger RNA of Etheostoma cragini (Arkansas darter), 1430 nucleotides long. RefSeq names its product reticulocalbin 3, EF-hand calcium binding domain (gene rcn3). The record is from RefSeq and is a predicted model, not a curated record. NCBI's taxonomy places the organism in Eukaryota, Metazoa, Chordata, Actinopteri, Perciformes, Percidae. Gene Ontology annotation, cellular component: endoplasmic reticulum. Bases 76 to 1026 code for a protein of 316 amino acids. Gene Ontology annotation, molecular function: calcium ion binding. The transcript has 8 exons.
CCUCCUGGGGCCAGUUAUUUAAAGGGGUCGGGGUGCCAACGCGGACUGCUCUGCUGGGACGAGAAACUGUCCACCAUGCUGCUGAAAACCCUAGUGUCCCUGUGCGUCCUGGCUGCGGCUGCCUUUGCUGUCCCUGCCCAGGAGAAGCGCGUCCAUCACCAUGGUGAUCUGAGCGAGCGUCCCCAUGACGACGCUCAAGGCUUCCAGUACGACCACGAGGCCUUCCUCGGGAAGGAGGAGGCCAAGACCUUUGACCAGCUGUCCCCCGAAGAGAGCAAGGACAAGCUGGCGAAGAUCGUGGAGCGCAUCGACGUGGACGGGGACGGCUACGUCAGCCACGCGGAGCUGCACUCGUGGAUCAGACACCGACAGAGACGCUACAUCCAGGAGAACGUGGACAAACACUGGAAGGAGUACGACAGCAACGGGGACGGGAAGAUCGCCUGGGACGAGUACAAGAACACCACGUACGGAUACUACCUGGGUGAAGAGUUCGAGGACGUUGACGACAAGGCGACCUAUAAGUCCAUGCUGACGCGGGACGAGAGACGCUUCCGGACGGCGGACCGAGACGGCGACAUGAUCGCCACGCGCGAGGAGUUCACUGCCUUCCUUCACCCGGAGGAGUAUGAUUACAUGAAAGACGUGGUGGUCCAGGAAACUGUGGAAGACAUCGAUAAGAACGCCGAUGGCAAGAUCAACAUAGAUGAAUACAUUGGGGACAUGUUCAACCCCGAGGAUGGGGAGAGGGAGCCUGACUGGGUCACCACAGAGAGGAAACACUUCUCAGAGUUCAGAGAUGCCAACAAGGACGGUUACCUGGACGCAGCUGAGGUGGCCGACUGGGUUCUCCCUGGGGAGGUGGACCAUGCUGACAACGAAGCCAAACACUUGAUCCACGAGACAGACACCGACAAGGACCAGAAAAUCACCAAGCAGGAGAUUCUGGCCAACUGGAACAUGUUUGUGGGCAGCCAGGCCACCAAUUACGGCGAGGAUCUUACCCGGAGACACGAUGAACUCUGAUCACGAGCUCCACGCUACGGAGAAUAUGGUUACCGGGGGUGGUGGGGGGGGGGGUUCCUCACUCUGGAUUACACUUGCACACACACACACGCUCACAUACUGUGUAUGUGAAUACAAAAGGGACACUGACGUCUCACACACUACUUUGCUUUAGUUACAUGUCCAUGUGUGAUUUUUGAUUUUUUUCUUACUGAGAUGCAUGUCCUCAUAGAUGACAUAUAGCUGUUAUAAAGCCCAGUGAAAACGACGUAGCUCCUAAAUGUUGAACUAAUGUCCAACGUGCACUGGCGUCCAGCUGAAAGAGCUUUUUCUCUGAGAGGUCACCAUGGUCUCGACACACUCCGAUGCAUUUGUUCUUCCAAGGUAAAGGGCAGCAAAAAAUGCACAAAUGGAAGGGGGGGGGG